CAGGUUAUAGUUUCGGUUUAAAAAUUAACGGCGCCACCGGAGAAGCCAACGCGAAUUUUUGUGCCACUGUACACUCAGCCCAUUGAAGUGAUGAUUCGUUCGUUCCGUUUUCCCAUGUUGUCCAUUUCAGUAUGGACGACAUUGCUUCUUUUGGUGAUUUCCUUUGGUCAUGCUCUAAACGAAGACGAUCAAGACGGUGGACCUCCUUCGCAUCGUAGCAAUAGCUCACAAUCCUCAGGACUGUUGAUGAAUCAAGCUGGUCGUCUUCCAAUCAGCAACAAUAAUAACCCUACGGCGUUCUUUCGGCAGCAAACACCCCAGCAGUUUGGCGGAUUACCUUUCCAACAGUCAGGGAUUGGAUUUCCGUUCAACGGAGCGGCAGGAGGGUUCCAGCAAAAUGGAUUUCCACUGCUAAAUAGUUUCCAACAGAGCGGAAUCCCACAGCAGAGUGGCUUCCAGCAGAGCAGUUUUCCACUGAAUAGUUUUUCGCAAAACGGCUUCCAGCAGCCAGCCUUCCAGCAAAGCAGUUUGCCUCAAAACAGUUUUCUACAAAAUGGCUUUCAGCAAAGCAGUUUCCCACAAAACAGCUUCCAACAAACACUGCCCCAACAGCAAAACGGCGCACUGCUGGGCCAAGGAAGUCAAUUUAAUUCAUUGGGUUUGCAGAAUCAACUAGUUGGAGCACAACUGGGUCUUCAAAAUCAAUUCAGUGGAAACAAUUUCCAAAAUCAGCUGGGCAUUCAGAACCAGUUGGGAUUUUCUCAAAAUCCUUUUGGGCUGGGCCUAUUGCAGCAACAAAGUCAACUGGGUCUCCAAAACCAGUUUGGUUUGUCUAAUCAAUUAGGUAUUCAAAAUCAGAUGGGCGUUCAAAAUCCGUUUUUGCUUCAAAAUCAACUGGGACUCCAGAAUCAAUUAAAAGGACAGCAGCAAAGCCCCUUUAGCUUUUCGCAACAGUUAGGUGGUUCGUCUGGGUUCAGCAACGAUCCUCAAUUGGGAUUCGGGCAGUCGAGCUUCGGUAAUUUCCCGCAGAAUAACGGCGGAUCUCAAUUUGGCGGAGCAGGCUUCGGAACGGGAUCAACUUCUUCCUUGGGAUCUAAUCAGAUCCUUUUACAAGGAGGCCAGUUUCAGGAUUCUUCUUCACCGUCGGGUUUACAAUUCGGAUCCCAAACCCGCUUCCCCUUUGGCACAUCGUCUUUGACAAACAAUCGUUUCCCCAGUAAUAGUCAGGCCGGUUUGGGUGAGUCCCAAUUUGGAAGUCAAUUCACCAAUAACCAAUUCAAUAACAGAGAUCCAUUCAUGAGCCAGCGACCCCAGUUGCAAUCUUCGCUCGACACUAGACAACAAAAUCGACUAGGCCGUGAUGGCGAAUUCUUUCCAAACGAACGAGCUCUGUCUUUCAACAACACAUUCGACGGUACUUCUCAAUUCCAGUCGCUUCAGCAGCAGCAACCGCAACAACAGCCGCCGAUAAAUCCAUUUCUUUCGCAGCAGUUUUUGGGAUCUUUUAACAACCAACAACCCUUUGCUGGUGGAAACCCACUACCUUUGUCAUUUAACCAAGAGCAGCUGCGUCCACAGCAGUUCAAUCCUUUUCCUUCGACGUUGAAUCAACAACAGUCACAGAACCAACAACAGUUAGGGCCAUUUGGUACACUGCCGUCGUUCAACGAUCGGCCGCCGAUGCAAUUUAACAAGGCGCCUUUCAUCAACAACAAUCAACAAGAUUUUGGCCCGAAUCAAUCAUUGAUGGGUACAUCGGGAAACACUUUAUCAGAACAACAACAAAUGCGCCAGCCACAAAAGCCUCAGCAAGCGCAAUCACUUCCACUACCCAUUCCCAUGACUGGAUUUUCCUGUGAAGGCCGUCCUCCAGGUUAUUAUGCGGACAUGAAGAAUGAAUGUCGAACUUUCCACAUUUGCAUCGACGAUGGGUCAACAACUGGACUGAAAAGAUCAUUCGCUUGCCCCAACGGCACUUUAUUUGAUCAAGUCAAUAGCGUUUGCCAGUGGAAGGAUGACAUGGAUUGCUCCAGGAGUCAGCUCUUUUUCCCCCGUCCGGCAGCCUCUACAACAGCAUCGAUUAAAUCAAACAGCGGAGAUAUCCGCCCUACAUCGAGUCCUUUCAAUACGCAGAUUCAGUCGCCGCCGAGGAAUAAUUUCGCUGACAGCACUCCACCGACCAGUUUUCUGCAUUUUGGCGUCGGGCAACCCAGUCCGUCUCACGGCUCCCUCGACGCCGGACGUAGUCUUGAUGACACAAGACGGAAUGCGGACAUCAGCCUCAUUCGAUCGAGAAGCACUUUAUAUACUCCACCACAAAUCCGGCCGCCACUCUUUCGUCCUUCCGAGCAGCUAGAUGAUCGCCGGAAGGCGUAAUAACUGAAAGAUAUGGACGACGAUCGUCAAGACAUGAAGAAUAUUGUUACUUGAACUUUCAAUUUGAAUUUCGCGUUGGAAAUUAUCAUUUUGUUCACUGUGUGUUUGUGCUUGUCGACUUUCGUUAAAACAAGACCGAAGGUUUGUCACAAUGCACAAUUAAUAAGCGAUAUAUCAUACAUAUAUUUUGUAUUAUUA
Messenger RNA from Daphnia pulicaria, 2574 nucleotides. RefSeq lists its product as uncharacterized. The record is from RefSeq and is a predicted model, not a curated record. Gene Ontology annotation, cellular component: extracellular region. Gene Ontology annotation, molecular function: chitin binding. Lineage: Eukaryota; Metazoa; Arthropoda; Branchiopoda; Diplostraca; Daphniidae. The transcript has 3 exons. Bases 91 to 2376 code for a protein of 761 amino acids.